AUGGGCCGACAGCUCAGCUCGAUUUUCCGACGCAUGGUCGCAUUCAGCCACAACAAACUAAAUUUCUACUGGGAUUCUAAGCCAUAUCUUGACGGUCACAUACGUGGAAGUCUGCCCGAGCGUUGUUUCGAGUUUUACCUGACGAUUCCUUGGCCUCCGCGUCUCCACUGCCACUAUUUCUGCGUCAGGCGGCAUCGCACACCGUUCCAUUCUUCUACACAGGUCGAGAAGAAGACGUCAAACACAUUCCAGUACACUUUCCUGCCCUCUCUCCUUCAAGCAGCCGCCAAAUUAUACCUCGCAACCCACUCGAGACGCACCCACAACCCAGCGCAGAUACUCGACAUGGAAGACGGCGAACACAAACAGAGUCAGAUCGAUGACAAGGGUGACAAGAACGAGAACAGCCGCAGGUCUCAUUCGCUCCAGAUGCUCGCCAACAAGCUCAAAUGUGACGAAGAAAGUAUCCCCGCUGUCAUAGAGCAAGAGAUAAUUUCCUUGACGUCGUCGUAUCUCGAGAUAGAGGAAGAUCGUUGGAGUCCACAUACGCAAGCCCGAGUCAAUCUUCGUACGGAGAAGCUCCGCGACUUAGCUAAAGUCAUUCGAAAACUCCUGGAUGAAGCCCGGGCGUCCAUGACACGAGCGGAUAACAUGGAGAAGCUCCGCGGCUUAGCUAAUGCUAUUCGAAAACUCCUGGAUGAAGUCCGGGCGUCCAUGACACGGGCGGAUAACAUGGAGAAGCUCCGCGACUUAGCUAAUGCUAUUCGAAAGCUCCUGGAUGAAGCCUGGGCGUCCAUGACACGAGCGGAUAACAGGGAGAAUGCUGAUUCUGAAAGCUCCGGGGACAUAUAA
Cladophialophora immunda is the source of this 852-nucleotide messenger RNA. RefSeq lists its product as uncharacterized. Lineage: Eukaryota; Fungi; Ascomycota; Eurotiomycetes; Chaetothyriales; Herpotrichiellaceae. The record is from RefSeq and is a predicted model, not a curated record. Bases 1 to 852 code for a protein of 283 amino acids. The transcript is spliced from 2 exons.